UCCCUCGGAUUUCCCUAAUCCUCAGAGAGAGAGAGAGAGAGAGAGGCAUUUGGUUUGGUUUGGUCUGGUCUCUGUGAAUUUGCUCAGCGGUCUGCGUUGCGUUGCGCUCCCUCAACUCCUCAAAAAACACACAGAAUUCCAGAGAUCCGAGGAGUUUGGGAAAGAAGCUCUCUCUCUUCGACAACCCUUCUCGCACGAUCGAUAGCUUUCAGUCAUGGCAAGUUUUGCACCAGAAGGAUCCCAGUUUGAUGCUCGUCAAUAUGAUUCAAAAAUGAAUGACUUACUUGGCAGUGAUGGGCAGGAUUUCUUCACAACAUAUGAUGAGGUUUAUGAAACUUUUGACUCUAUGGGAUUGCAAGAGAACCUCCUUAGAGGCAUUUAUGCAUAUGGUUUUGAGAAGCCAUCUGCAAUUCAGCAAAGGGGGAUCGUUCCCUUCUGCAAAGGACUUGAUGUGAUUCAGCAAGCACAGUCUGGAACUGGAAAAACAGCUACUUUCUGCUCUGGAAUCUUGCAGCAGCUUGAUUAUGAGUUACUUGACUGCCAAGCAUUGGUUCUUGCUCCAACUAGAGAACUAGCUCAACAGAUCGAGAAGGUUAUGCGUGCAUUAGGUGAUUAUCUUGGUGUCAAGGUUCAUGCAUGUGUAGGUGGCACUAGUGUUCGUGAAGAUCAGCGCAUUCUUUCUAGUGGAGUACAUGUUGUUGUUGGUACCCCUGGUCGUGUUUUUGACAUGUUGAGGAGGCAGUCACUUCGCCCCGAUCACAUCAAGAUGUUUGUGUUGGAUGAAGCAGAUGAAAUGCUUUCACGAGGUUUCAAGGAUCAGAUCUAUGACAUUUUCCAGCUGCUACCAUCAAAAAUUCAGAUUGGGGUUUUCUCUGCCACAAUGCCACCUGAGGCACUUGAGAUCACUAGGAAGUUCAUGAAUAAACCUGUGAGGAUUCUGGUGAAACGUGAUGAGCUUACCCUUGAGGGUAUCAAGCAGUUCCAUGUCAAUGUUGACAAGGAGGAAUGGAAGCUGGAGACACUUUGUGAUCUUUACGAGACAUUGGCAAUUACCCAGAGUGUUAUCUUUGUGAACACUAGGCGCAAGGUUGAUUGGCUCACAGACAAGAUGCGUAGCCGGGAUCAUACAGUUUCUGCCACUCAUGGUGACAUGGACCAAAACACUAGGGACAUCAUUAUGAGGGAAUUUCGGUCUGGUUCCUCUCGUGUGCUCAUAACUACUGAUCUCCUGGCCCGUGGUAUUGAUGUGCAGCAGGUUUCUUUGGUGAUAAAUUAUGAUCUUCCAACACAGCCAGAAAACUACCUCCAUCGAAUUGGUCGUAGUGGACGGUUUGGGAGGAAGGGUGUUGCAAUCAAUUUUGUCACCAGGGAUGAUGAGAGGAUGCUGUUUGACAUCCAGAAGUUCUAUAAUGUUGUGAUUGAAGAGCUGCCGGCAAAUGUUGCUGAUCUCCUUUAAAAGGGUUUUGGUUGGGUGUAGUAAAAGGGUUUUAAUUCUGAAGGCAUAAUUAUUAUCUUCUUUCUUGUAGGUAUAAGGUCCUUUAUUUAGCAUUGGUUUGAAAAUUAUUGCGAAUUUUGUUGCAUGAUUUUGUAUUGUUAGUGUCUGAGACAAAUCUGCAGAAUGCUGUCUGGAUUGAAAUCGUUUUGUCUGAAACCAGGUUUUUUAUGUCUGUAUGAGGGGGAAUAUUUAAGUUUCAAAACAGUGUGUUUAUGUUAGGAUACAGCCGUUGCUCCAUUUGCUCA
Messenger RNA from Ziziphus jujuba (common jujube), 1740 nucleotides. Its product is annotated as eukaryotic initiation factor 4A-9. Bases 215 to 1456 code for a protein of 413 amino acids. Lineage: Eukaryota; Viridiplantae; Streptophyta; Magnoliopsida; Rosales; Rhamnaceae. Gene Ontology annotation, biological process: cytoplasmic translational initiation. The record is from RefSeq and is a predicted model, not a curated record. The transcript is spliced from 5 exons. Gene Ontology annotation, cellular component: cytoplasmic stress granule. Gene Ontology annotation, molecular function: translation initiation factor activity; RNA helicase activity; ATP binding.